CUUCAUAUGAAAGUGAAAGUAAAAGAAUACCAAAGAAGCACGUUGUUUUGCAAUUGUCCUGUUUAAUACUUUAAAAAUGGAACCAGUACGUUUACCACAGAAGAAAUUUUACAGACAGAGAGCCCACUCAAAUCCAAUGACAGACCACAAUUUCGAUGUGCCAGUGAAGCCAGAAGACAUGGACUGGAGUGAACAUUACCCAGACUUUUACCAAACUGGACAGAAGAUCACAGACUGCCCUCACAGAGUGGAGUUUGCAGACAUUGGUUGUGGUUACGGGGGUUUAUUGGUGUCUUUGUCACCAAUGUUUUCCGAAUCCCUUAUGCUUGGCAUUGAAAUUCGGGUGAAGGUACUUGACUAUGUAAAAGACAGAAUCAACGCCCUUAUAGCUCAGAAUCCUGGACAGUAUACCAACAUCUCAUGCAUUCGGUCCAAUGCCAUGAAAUACCUCCCGAAUUUCUUUCAAAAAGGACAGUUGUCGAAAAUGUUUUUUCUAUUCCCCGACCCACACUUCAAAAAAACUAAGCACAAGUGGCGGAUUAUCAGUCAGAGCCUGCUGGCGGAGUACGCCUAUGUUUUAAGAGUCGGGGGGGUCGUUUACACAAUCACGGACGUGCGCGAUCUUCACGAGUGGAUGGUUUCUCAUUUCGACCAAUUCCCUUUGUUUGAGAGGAUUUCUGGUAGUGAAUUGGAUAAUGACCCAGUGGUCGCCAAGCUAUAUGAGAGCACAGAGGAGGGGCAGAAGGUGACCAGGAACAAGGGAGACAAGCACCUGGCCGUGUACCGUAGGGUGGAAGACCCCCGCCUCACCGACCCCACCUUCUCCUAUCAGGCCUCCUAAUGCAGGGUGUCCGCGUCAGUGACCAAUUGACUUUUACACGGAGAGUCCGUGAACCGAGUCCAAUAAUCAACCUACUCGAGACAUAAUGGACCUAUUUUGUUGGAGACUAAUGGUGUUGAUAUAAGCAAAUGCUGCCGUACUGUAUUCGUGGAAUGACCGUUGGUUUAUGAGAGCACAGGGGAUAUUAAAAUGUUUGGUUUCUACAUUGAUUUUACGUAUUCGAAUAUUUGUACAUGCAUACAAAUUAAAGCAUUGCAUGCAAACAAAUUUCAGUCUUACGUUGAUUUAUCUAUUGCAGUUAUUUCAAUAUUGUUCUAUGUAUUUUAUAUUUUAAAAAAAUAAGACAAUACAUAGGCCUGAAAUUAAAGGGUAGUAUUUGAAAUACACAAUGCACUCUGUAUUGCUAUUUGCUUACUAGAAAUAUUUCAAAAUGUGAUUGGAAUGAAGGAGUCAGCGUCCUUGAUUUUGAAUUGUCGCGGAUUAUAGUAUUCAAUCUAUAACGACCACAUUUUGUACCUAAUAAAUGCAUUGUAUUAUAUUCUUAGUCAAGAUAUAAGUUUAAUAGAGUUAUCAAAAACAUAAACUCUACCAAAAGAAUUAUCAAAAUUUUGCUUAUUGUCCAAUGAAUUGCACCUGAAAUUCUACGCUGAAGUAUAUGGGCAACACAUGUUUUAUUAUUGAAGAUAUUGUAAUAAGUAACAUGAACUUCAUACAAAUCCCUUGGAGAAUAUGCACAUGAAAUAAUACCGCAAAUAGUUUGACAAAAUUAAAAUUUUAUUCUUCUCAUCAAGGGCAAAUAACUCUUAAAAACGGUUUAAGGUGCAAAAUUGCCAGCUUCUUAUACGUUACUACAGUAUCAGUCAUGUGAAUGUGAUACAUUUCACUUUGUUAUCUAGCAAUACACAUCUAACUAAAUAUUAUUUAAAAUUGUUCAAUAUCCCUUCAUUAUACAUUGAAUACCUUAAGACAUACUUGAAAUUAAGGGUUUUUCCCCCCAACACAUACACAUGUACAUCAAAUACCACAGAUAUUUUGAAGUAUAUGUAGUUACUGUUACAAGACAAGCACCUGCAUCUCUUCAUUCAGACAAACUUCAAAUGCAUGGCCUCUCUUUCUCAUACAGAUAGUAAACUAUGACAAAAGAGUAGUUUUAACUGUUUAUUAAUUCAUACAUGCUAGAUUCAGAAUACAUUCUACAUUCAAGUCUUACUAGAGGCAGUGCUACAACUAUUGUAUAUAGUAAUUGACUUGCAGACACAUAGAUUAGGAAAUAAAUACAUGUAGUAAAAAGCCCUGAUAACUGGAUAAAUACUGAUAAGACAGUCUCUUGGUUUUUCAUUCAAUGUAACCAUUCAGCUCCUAGAUUAAAAUCAUAUUUAACACUCCAACGCGAAGUCAUGGUUUCAACUUCAUUCUGACUAGCAUUAAAAAAUU
Magallana angulata is the source of this 2275-nucleotide messenger RNA. RefSeq names its product tRNA (guanine-N(7)-)-methyltransferase-like. The record is from RefSeq and is a predicted model, not a curated record. The coding region runs from base 77 to 841 and encodes 254 amino acids. NCBI's taxonomy places the organism in Eukaryota, Metazoa, Mollusca, Bivalvia, Ostreida, Ostreidae. Gene Ontology annotation, biological process: tRNA methylation; RNA (guanine-N7)-methylation. Gene Ontology annotation, cellular component: tRNA methyltransferase complex. Gene Ontology annotation, molecular function: tRNA (guanine(46)-N7)-methyltransferase activity. The transcript is spliced from 6 exons.